GAAUGGAAAAAAAUAGAAAAAAUAUGUAAAAUGAAAUUUGCUUAAAAUUUUUUAAAACGUAUAAAAAGAAUUCAGAACGCUAAUCAAAACCUUCCAUCGUGCUAAAAACGUUUCGCUCAUCACUGCCGCUCACGACCGCCGUUCGCCGCUAGCUUCUCACAACCGCCGUCCACCGCUAGCUUCUCACAACCGCCGUCAGCCGCCAGACUCUCUCAAUUGCGUUCGCUGCUCACAAACAUCGCCCCCCUGGUUUCCGUUCGCAUUAAGGAGAGGCAUCAUUUCCUUCAAGAGAUGAAAAUCUUGGAGGCCAAUGUUUCUGCACUUACAAAUUUUGAGGUCCUUGAUUUCAUACGAGGUAAAGGAGCUUCAAAAGAUCCAACACGGGUUAUUGCCAAAGUAGCAAUGUCCGAAUACAAGGUUUACGAUUAUUUGGUUAAUACUGCAGCUGGUUGUCAAACAAGGGAGAACGUCAAAGAGUAUUUGACAAGUAUUAAACAGCAUGAGCUGUCAGAGGCUGAGGUUCUCAAUGUAUUAAACAUCAGACCAGCUGCUGAAGUUGAAUUAUUUCAUAUCAUAGAGGAUUGCACAGUCCGUUUUCCAGAUGAAGAGAUAGCUGAAAUAGUAGAACUGGUAGAAAAAACAUUGCCAGCACCAUCUAACAAAGAGACAUCAAAAGAAAUCUCUGAGGGUGAAGAAGAAACUGAAACAGAGAAACAUGAAAACGUUAAUGAGAUUAGUCAAGAUCAAACUGAAGAUGGAGAACAAAUGGACACAAGUUGAGGUCUAAUCUUAACUUCAAUAGUUUAUGACUAGCACUAGAGGAUCUCAUUUAGGUUGUUAGGUGAAAAAGUUGAAUUGGUGAAAUGAUUUUUAUAUGAAGAUAGAGUAAGUCCUGUGGUCGUGUUACUUUUACAAGAAACUUUAGGAAUUCAAUUGCUGGCUUUGCUUACUCUAAUAUCAAAAGUUUCUUAAAUUUUUUUAAA
Lathyrus oleraceus (garden pea) is the source of this 983-nucleotide messenger RNA. RefSeq lists its product as uncharacterized. NCBI's taxonomy places the organism in Eukaryota, Viridiplantae, Streptophyta, Magnoliopsida, Fabales, Fabaceae. Bases 292 to 780 code for a protein of 162 amino acids. The record is from RefSeq and is a predicted model, not a curated record. The transcript has 5 exons. Gene Ontology annotation, cellular component: RNA polymerase III complex. Gene Ontology annotation, biological process: transcription initiation at RNA polymerase III promoter. Gene Ontology annotation, molecular function: nucleotide binding.